Anopheles marshallii is the source of this 1338-nucleotide messenger RNA. RefSeq names its product ell-associated factor Eaf (gene Eaf). Gene Ontology annotation, cellular component: super elongation complex. Gene Ontology annotation, biological process: positive regulation of DNA-templated transcription; regulation of transcription elongation by RNA polymerase II. Gene Ontology annotation, molecular function: transcription elongation factor activity. Lineage: Eukaryota; Metazoa; Arthropoda; Insecta; Diptera; Culicidae. The record is from RefSeq and is a predicted model, not a curated record. The transcript has 7 exons. The coding region runs from base 1 to 1338 and encodes 445 amino acids.
AUGGACAAUCGGCUCAACAUUGGUUCGGAGGUGCGUGAGCUAAAGCUCGGUUCGACCUUCACCAACGCGGCACCGUCGAACCAGUUCCACACGAUAAAAUACGAUUUCAAACCCGCCAGUGUCGAUGUGAACAAACCGGCGGUGCUGGAAAUUAGUGCCAACAAGCAGGUCACCGUUACCGUGCCGCACCUGGAUGGUUCCGGUGUGCCGAAUACCGUCUUCAAGGGUAAUCAGCGCGAUUAUUCGCGGAAAGACUGCGUGCUCAUACUGAACCGGGCGACGGGCGAGAUUACGCUCGAGCAGCUCAACAGCAGUAUCGUAGUGAAGAAGACGAGAAUCGAAAACAAGGCACCCAAUCCUCCACCAACACUGCCAACGAUAAAGGUUGAAAACAACACCGCACGCCAGAGUUCCAAGACGAAGAUUACGACCGGCGUGCGGAAGAAUGCGCCGAUCAGCUUCAUGCCAAAGCACUCGCCACUGCAGGGUUCGCCGUCCUAUCCGCACCGGAGUCCCCAGUCGGCACCGGCCUGGAACGCCAACAAUACUCAACAAACCUUGCCAAGUAUUCCGAUGAUUGGGCUGGACGAUGGGAUGGAUUUUGGCACUGUAAUGCCGCCAUCCUCCGCCACCACUUCCAACUCCUCCUCGGGUGCUAACAUGAACAAUCAUCUGAACAACAACAUCAGCAGCAGCAGCGGAAGUGGCAGUAACUCCAAUUCCAACCACACCAACAACCACCACCACCAUCAGCAACAUAGUAACAGUAACAUUAGCAUUAAUAGUAGUAGUAGCAGUACCAACGUGGCUGGCUCGACCAACAGUGGUAGCAGCGCGGGCAACAAUCAUAGCAACAGCAAUAGCUACCUUAACCACGGUUCGGCACAGAACAGCAACAACAAUCAUCAUGGAAGUGGCAGUAGCGGCAGCAAUCAUCACCAUCACAGCAAUCACCUCAGCGUGCCGUCGUCGUACGGAGGUGGAGGUGCCGGUGGUCGAAAUCAUCUGCACAGCGAACCUUCGAUGCCACCGAGCGUAGAAGUUAGCUUGCCGCCCGAUCGAGACCUACUGCCACCGCCGGUGGCCGUUACGGGAAUCGGUGUUGGAGCGAGCAGCGAUCCGGAAAUGAUGACAUCCUCUGAAUCGGACGGUUCGGAUGAUUCCGAUUCUAGCAGCAGUGAUCAGGAAUCGGAUAGUUCAACCGAAGAUAACAAUGAUUCACCAGUGAAAGAAUCCAUUUUUGAUCCACGGCCGGAUCCAACGAUUGCGGUUACCGCCGCCGCGGUAGAUCUGAGCAAGGACCUCUGCCUAUCAUCCAACUCCGACUCGGACGAUUAA